Messenger RNA from Ceratina calcarata, 2329 nucleotides. Its product is annotated as resilin. Bases 31 to 1425 code for a protein of 464 amino acids. NCBI's taxonomy places the organism in Eukaryota, Metazoa, Arthropoda, Insecta, Hymenoptera, Apidae. Gene Ontology annotation, cellular component: extracellular matrix. The transcript has 7 exons. The record is from RefSeq and is a predicted model, not a curated record.
CCCAGAAGAAAGACCCACCGAUUCAUCGCCAUGUCUAAGAUUGGACUAGCAGUAUUUAUUGUAGCCCUCACCCUGGUGCGCUCCGAGCCUCCGGUGAACUCGUAUUUACCACCAGGUAACGGUGGUCCUGGAGGCGGUAACGGCGGGGGUGGCGGUGGACCACCAUCGGACGCUUACGGACCACCUGGUUUUGAUGGUCAGAACGGGAUCGGUGGAGGUGAUGGCGGUUUGUCGAACAGUUACGGAGUACCCACCGGUGGAAACGGAUACAACGGUGGUGGCUCUGGUAGACCUGGAGCGAACGGUGGGAGGAACGGCGGCGGGAGAGGAAACGGUUUCGGUGGCGGACAACCUUCUAGCUCUUAUGGAGCACCGUCCAAUGGAUUCGGUGGAAAUGGAGGAGCCGGAAGACCGUCGAGCAGCUACGGCGCGCCUGGUGCAGGCAAUGGUGGUGGCAACGGGAAGAACGGAUUCGGUGGCCGACCGUCGAGCAGCUACGGUACUCCAGAAAGUGGAAAUGGUUUUGGUGGUGGUAACGGAGGUGCACCUCCUUCGGGACUUUACGGGCCUCCAGGCAGGAACGGAAACGGAGGUAACGGACGACCUUCGGGAACCUAUGGAAGACCAUCAGAUAGUUAUGGAACACCUGACCGAAACGGAGGAGGAAGACCAUCGGGACUUUAUGGACCGCCUGGCAGAAAUGGUGGCGGAAAUGGAGGAUAUAAUGGUGGUAACGGUGGCAAUGGUGGUUUCGGAACGAAUGGAUACCCGUCCGGAGGUCCGAACGGAGGGAACGGUGGAUAUCCGUCAGGAGGACCAGGUGGAAACGGAGGGAACGGUGGUUACCCCUCCGGAGGUCCAAACGGAGGGAACGACUCUGGUUAUCCCUCCGGGGGACCGGGUGGAAAUGGGGGCGGCAAUGGCGGUUACGGCACCAAUGGAGAUGAUGAAAGCAACGAACCGGCGAAAUACGAAUUCUCUUAUGAAGUCAAAGAUGACCAAUCUGGAGCUGAUUUUGGUCAUACGGAGAGUAGAGACGGUGAUCGCGCGCAGGGAGAAUUUAACGUUCUGCUUCCCGAUGGUAGAAAACAGAUCGUUGAAUACGAAGCUGAUCAAGAUGGAUUUAAACCUCAAAUUCGAUACGAAGGUGAAGCGAACAACGGAUAUGGUUCUGGUGGGCCAGGAGGCAAUGGUGGAGAUGGGGGAUAUCCCAGUGGCCCUAACGGUGGUGGAUCAGGUGGCAAUGGUUAUCCGUCGGGAAGUCCAGGCGGUGGAUCCGGCUUCAACGAUGGAGGAUAUCCAUCCGGUAGACCAGGUGGUGACAAUGGUGGUCAGAGAAACGGAAAUAACGGUGGCAAUGGCAACGGAGGAUACCCAUCCGGAAACGGCGGUGAUGCAGCGGCCAACGGAGGAUAUCAAUACUAAACUUUUAUCUAGGUAUAGUGAUAUAUACAUAUAUCGCGUGUACUACAAAAAGGGAAUAUAUAGGGUAAUGUUUAUUACAACGCGUAGGGUAGUUUCUGUCUGGAACAGUAAAAACGCGGCAGUAAUCACGGACGAUAAUACUUUCAGCACGAUUGAAUUCUUAUGUCGAUGCUUAAUAUAUUUAAUCGCUUUAGGACAUUUUCAAUCGGACGAAUCGAAGUUAAAGAUACGCUUACUCGUUUCACCAUUGAAAACGAGUACACUCCUUUGCAAUGCUUCGUUUGUUUCAGACGUUGUAUCCUUCCUACUAUAAAAAGCGUAACUAUACACAUACGAUAAACAUAAAGACCUCAACCUUCAACUCUUUUUAGAAAUAAUAACGACACUGUUAGGUAUCGACUGCAUGCACUUUUAUGAUAUUCGUUCGUAUUGGAAUACGAACGUUGCAGCGAUACUAACAGUAUCGUUCAACUAACUUAGCAAACGCACAGUGUCAUUUUAUAUAAUCAAUUCCUUUUUCAAUCUAUUUAAUAAGACCCUUGAACCAAUUGACGUUAUAUGUACUAUUUGCAUUGUUAUGCGAGUCUAGCAAUUGUGGAGUUCUUUAACGGAACUAUAGAAACGAUAAUCUUCUUCAAACAUCGAACGAUUUUACAACCAUCAUGAAAUGUAUACUAAUCUUUAACGUUUGUUAAGAUGCAUCUUUUUGUAUUUAUUACUAUUUAUCACACUAUAUUUAUAUUUUAACGAUGUUUAAAAUGUAGCUGUAGAAAUGAACGUCCGCAUAAAUAAAAACUGCGGUAGGCCAUAAUGUGUUCAGUUUUUCACUCACACCUUUCAUGCUGUACAAAGGUAUAAUCGUACGUUACCGUAUAUAAUAGGUAGUUAAAUAUACGAUGAAGGA